Salvia miltiorrhiza (redroot sage) is the source of this 447-nucleotide messenger RNA. RefSeq lists its product as uncharacterized. NCBI's taxonomy places the organism in Eukaryota, Viridiplantae, Streptophyta, Magnoliopsida, Lamiales, Lamiaceae. The coding region runs from base 1 to 447 and encodes 148 amino acids. The transcript has a single exon. The record is from RefSeq and is a predicted model, not a curated record.
AUGGCCACCACACAGGAGGCCGACUUCAGCUUCCCCGCCGCCGCCGACUCGUCUCCCGACUCGCCGCCACUGUGGCGGCGGUCCGCCACCGCCCCCCGGCGCGAGGUGGAAGAAGAGGGAUUCACCUUGCCGUCCUUUCAAGCAUUCAGAUUUUCAAGAAGCGUUAAGGAGAGAAAGUGCAACGAAGAAGACGGAGAAGAGAAGAUGGAUAUGUUGUGGGAGGAUUUGAACGAGGAUCGAUUUGCCAAAACCGCACAAAAUUCGGACGUCUCUUCGCCUAGGAGAGAAGUGCAGAUGAGCUGCGUGAGAGGUUUGCGGUUGUCCAGAGCAAAUGGGCACAUCAUUUCUCAUGGGAAGAAGACAAGCAUUCUUGUGUUCAUCAAAGCUUUGAAGAAGGUGUUUCUCAUGCAUAAUUCACAACGUGCAAUCAAGAAGAAGCCCUCUUAG